AUGAGACACAUCUCCGUAUCUGUAACUGUUGUGUUCGCAGGUCAGAAGAACAAGGAAGAUCUGGGCAUUCUGUACUCCAACAGGGCCGCCAGUUACCUGAAAGAUGGAAACUGCAGUGAAUGCAUCAAAGAUUGCACAAGGUCUCUUGAAUUGGUUCCGUUUGGAUUGAAAGCUCUGCUUCGCCGGGCAUUGGCUUAUGAAGCCUUGGAGAUAUACAGACAGGCGUAUGUGGACUACAAAACUGUUUUACAGAUAGACUGGAACAUACCGGCUGCUCACGAUGGCGUCAACAGAAUGACCAAGGCUUUGACAGAUAUAGACGGACCAUCUUGGAGAGAGAAACUGCCUCCGAUUCCCACCGUUCCGAUGUCUGUGAAAGAAAGCCUGGCACAAGCCGCCAGCCCGGCCUCCAGCCCACAACAAAACAGCGAGAUCGACAACAAGAAAAAAGCACCAGGACCUGAAGCUGCUAAAAAAGCCAAGGCUCUAAAGGAAGAAGGCAAUGCGUUUGUGAAGAAAGGCGAACACAAGAAAGCCGUGGAGAAGUACACGCAGUCACUCGGUCAGGACCCCAAAGAAGUCACAACCUACACAAAUCGGGCUCUCUGCUACCUGUCAUUAAAGAUGUAUAAAGAAGCUAUUAGCGACUGUGAUGAGGGUCUUCGAUUGGACUCUGCCAACAUUAAGGCUUUUUACCGACGUGCCCAGGCAAACAAGGAACUCAAGAACAAGAAAUCUUGUAUUGAAGAUCUCAACAGUGUGCUCAAACUCGAGCCAAACAACGCGGUGGCGCAGAAACUACUGCAGGAAGUACAGCAGAUGAAAUAACCGUGAUUAUAAAGUGAACAUGAGGAAACUUUCCCCAAGUGCCUCAAAUUGAUUUGCCUCUGCAAUGUUUGCUACAGACUUUAGAUAUGCACAUCAUAAUGUUAUUUUAAAACUAGGAAAACAUUUGAGUGUUGAUGUUCAUAUAGACACAUUUGACCGGGUGUAUUGCCAUUAAUAAGGUAAUCAGGUUUCUUUUCUGAAACUCUGUGUCUGAGAUCAAACUUGUUCUGGUAAUUACAUUUGUCCAUGUAAUCAGUAAUGAAUCAUAUGUGAGGUUGAUUUAGCAUGUGAUUUUAAUGUCUUUUUCAUUGCACACUGAACUGAAUGGCUCUUUUUCAGACAAAAAUGUAAUUCCUACUUCACUUUAGAUUGACAACUCAGAAAGGCAGAUAGUAUUUGGGCUGCGUUUUCUACUAAAUGUGUUUAUUUUUUGGCAAAGAUGUUGUAUUGUUGUGGGUUAGUUACUGUCAAAACCAAUUAGUGUUUAUAUACAUUUGUAAAGACUUGGCACCUGUAUUUAUUGAUGUUUCAUAUGCCAUUUUUCAUCAAGACAAUGUAAACAGGUCUUUAUUUUAUUUAAAGUAAUGUGCUGUUAUGCAUCUGAUAAUAAAGGAGAAUGUUCAGGAAUAUUGUAUUUUUUCAUCCUGUAAACUGGCAGAUGUAAUGCUACGAUCAGCGAUGACUUUUUGUAGGAAUUAGCAAUACUAAAAAGGCAAAACAGUAAAUGCUAUGUAUACAGGUAGUAUAACUGAAUGAAAGCAAAAAUACAUGCUGUCAAUUACCAAUUUCAAAUUGUUCCUCAGUUUGUAAGAAACAAGUUAUCUGAACUGUAAACAUGCC
This is a messenger RNA of Sinocyclocheilus grahami, 1668 nucleotides long. Its product is annotated as mitochondrial import receptor subunit TOM34-like. NCBI's taxonomy places the organism in Eukaryota, Metazoa, Chordata, Actinopteri, Cypriniformes, Cyprinidae. The record is from RefSeq and is a predicted model, not a curated record. The transcript is spliced from 7 exons. Gene Ontology annotation, cellular component: mitochondrion; cytosol. Bases 1 to 828 code for a protein of 275 amino acids. Gene Ontology annotation, molecular function: heat shock protein binding.